Molecule: messenger RNA, 705 nt
Organism: Uncinocarpus reesii 1704
Lineage: Eukaryota; Fungi; Ascomycota; Eurotiomycetes; Onygenales; Onygenaceae
Exons: 2
Coding region: 1-705 (234 amino acids)
Biological process (GO): autophagy of mitochondrion
Cellular component (GO): mitochondrion
Source: RefSeq, a predicted model, not a curated record
AUGGCUUGUCCGAUUACUGUAGCCAAGUUCGUGGGAACUGUUUCUCUUGGCCUUUUGACCGGCCUGUCCUAUUCCGUGUCUACCGUUACAAUUCCUGCUCUGCAGCUUCUUCCCACCGCGAACGAUGCAGCCCAAGUACUGAGAGACGUCCAGCUUCGCACCCGCAGACGGGUACUCACUCUAUCAAACAUCACCGCGGUUUCCCUCCUCGCGGCUUUCACACUCUCGUCCCCACGUCGAAAGCAUCCCUAUCUCGUCUGGACCAGUUUAGUAGCGCUUCUCGGUGGCACUGGGCUCGAAUUCUGGUUUAUACGCGAUGCACUGUCCAGUAACUGCCUCUGCCCAGCGUCCUUCUGCGGUAGCGUCUCCGCUCUUCUUCUUCAUCCCGAUCUUGCACAUUUUAGUUUCGGCUCUUUCAUUGCGGCUCAUCUUGGCUGCAGUAGAAUCCAAGUGCAGAAUGAUAGAAGGCGUGAGGAGGAAGAGUCGAAUGGCAAUGGGAGCGAAAUCGAGAUCGUCGAGGAAUCGGAAGCCGUCCCCACGCCCACAACCAGAGAACAGUCCGCCACCCCCGAACCAGCUGACAUGAAUGGUGAAAGUGUGAGGGCAGACAUGGAAAAGGAACGGAAAAUCCAGAAAAUAAGAGCCUGGGUUGUUGGAGUUGCGUUCUCGAUGGGCGUCGUUGGUAUUUGGGGCGAUGGCAUCUAA